GUGCCGUGGCCAGCACAGAGGUGAAGAUGAAGUUGCAAGAAUUCGUGCUCAAUAAGAAGAAGGCGCUGGCCCACAGGAACCUGAACCACUGCAUUUCCAGUGACCCCCGCUACUGGUACGGGAAAACGCAGCACAGCUCCCUGGACCAGAGUUCACCGCCCCAGAGCGGGACGUCCGCCUCCUACGCCCACCCGGUGCUGGGGAUGUACGACACCAAAGACGACUUCCCGCUCAGGAAGACAGCUUCUGAACCCAACUUGAAACUGCGGUCCCGGCUCAAGCAGAAAGUGGCCGAGAGGCGGAGCAGCCCCCUGCUGCGCAGGAAGGAUGGGCCAGUGGUCACCGCUCUCAAAAAGCGUCCGUUGGAUGUCACAGACUCUGCGUGCAGCAGCGCCCCGGGCUCCGGGCCCAGCUCGCCCAACAACAACAGCUCUGGGAACGUCAGCACGGAGAACGGCGGCGUGCCGGCCGCACCCAGCAUCCCCACUGAGGCCAGCUUGGCGCCCAGGCUUGUGACGAGAGAAGGCUCUGUGGCCCCGCUCCCUCUCUACACGUCGCCAUCCCUGCCCAACAUCACCUUAGGACUUCCGGCCACCGGCCCGUCUGCUGUAAGUGCUCCCCGCAGGGCCGCGUGCGGGGCUGGCCGGCCCGGCCCGCAGCUGCAGCUUCCCGCUCUGCCUUGCAGGGCAGCGGCCCAGCAGGACACCGAAGGCUGGCGCUCCCCGCCCUGCAGCAGCGAUCUCCCUUCCCUGGCAGCCACCUCGCCCCCUACCUAG
Molecule: messenger RNA, 776 nt
Organism: Oryctolagus cuniculus (rabbit)
Lineage: Eukaryota; Metazoa; Chordata; Mammalia; Lagomorpha; Leporidae
Source: RefSeq, a predicted model, not a curated record